Molecule: messenger RNA, 3024 nt
Organism: Salmo salar (Atlantic salmon)
Lineage: Eukaryota; Metazoa; Chordata; Actinopteri; Salmoniformes; Salmonidae
Gene: lrrc74b
Product: leucine rich repeat containing 74B
Molecular function (GO): protein binding
Source: RefSeq, a predicted model, not a curated record
CCUCCUACUGAGCAAGAUAUGUUGGGGCAGCAGCCAAAAAGUUUACUGCACUGAUUUCUAACACAUCUUAUAUUUACAUCGGCACAUUCAAACUAGCAAAACUACUUGCGAAAGCUUACAAGCAACAAAAUAUAUUGGGUGGAAGACAAGUCAAGUCCAUUGUGUUGGAACCAUGGUUGUUGGGAAGAAGUUGGCCAAAGAGUCCCUGCUACCGUCUGUGCUGGAGGAUGAUGACGCGGAGACGGAGAGCGAGAGAGCGCAGCUGGGUGGGAUUGGGAGCCGACCACCCAGCAGACCCAGGAAAGCUUUCAGUAGGGGAAGUGUUGACAGACAGACAGUGACCCGGUCAGGGUCCGGCCGCCACUCUAGCCCUGAGGGGGAGGUGUCAGUCAGGGGUGAGAGAAAGGAGGAUGAGGGGGAGAAGGAGGAAGAAGAGGGCAGUGGAGGUGGCGAUGGAGACACACAGGAGAGGGGGAAGGAAUGUGUCAUCACAGCUUCAGAUGAGGACUAUGACACAGACUUGGAGCUGGGAGAUGUGAGGGAGGCGUAUGACCCGACGGGCCAGACUCAAUACAGGGAGGCGUGUAGAAUGUUCAACGUAGUCCCUGUAUCCUAUUUCCUGAAACACAUGGGCAACACUGAGCUGACCAUGAUGCACCAUGGCCUAGGGCCUCAGGGCACCAAAGCACUGGCGGUUUCCUUGGUAACCAACACUUCCCUCCUGAAGCUGAACCUCAGGGAUAAUUGCAUGGAAGGGACUGGCGGGGCUGCCAUGGCCGAGAUGUUAAAGGAGAACUGUUACAUCACAGAGGUGGACCUGGGGGAGAACAGGCUGGGGGAGUGUGGUGCCCAGACCCUGUCCAGUAUGCUGCUGGAGAACACCACACUGAUCUCACUCAGCAUGUCCGGGAACGAGCUGGCUGACCGGGCCGCACAACACCUGGCCCAGACCCUGACCUCCAACACCAAGCUGGAGACCCUAGACCUUAGUCACAACACCAUAGGAGACGCAGCAGGUCAGGUCCUGGGACAUGCUAUCGCUGAGAACACAGGGCUGAAAUCAUUGAGUCUGGCCUGGAACUGUAUACGUGGGAAAGGAGCGGUGGCUUUGGCUAAAGGCCUUGGGGCCAACAUAUUCCUCAGGACACUGGAUCUGUCUUACAACGGCCUGGGUAAGGAUGGAGCCGUAGCUUUAGGAGAGGCUCUCAAAGACAACAACACUCUAGAGGACCUCAAUAUAAGUAACAAUCGAAUACCCCCUGAAGGUGCGAUCCGCUUCACCAUGGGCCUCAAAGUAAACAAGACAAUAAAAAAACUCAAUAUGGGGAGGAAUCCUAUACAGACUGCCGGGUGUUACGGAGUCCUGAAAGCAAUCCAGGGAAACCCAGAAUCAGCUAUGGAGUGCCUGGACUUUUCUGACAUAACAGUGAAUCAGGACUUUGAGGAUUUGUACGUUGCCUUAACAGACAUAUUCCCAAACAUCAGAGUCAAACAUGGAGGAAGAAUCAACACAUUCAGAAAACCAAAGGCCUAAGUGAGAGGUUUUCCAUUUGAUUACUUUGCAUUACCAAGCAACUACCCAAAGUCUAUAUUGUUUUUGCAAAACAAAGCAGUGAAACAUUACAAUGGUUUGUUCUAUUAGAGAGAAUCACCAACCAUGAAGGGAGUCUGAAUGAAACAAGUUAAUAAGUUGUUAGACUAAUACAAUUUUGUUUUUAUUUUUUUUAAUUUCCUUAGUGGCCUGGUUUGACCCAUCAAGAGGAGAUAUUUUCUUCAAGAUAGCAAAGUGUCUGGAAUAUCAGAUGUUUAGGAAAUCUAGGUGAAUUGAAUGCACAGUGCAUUGACAACCUUUCUCACCUACAGCACCAAGACAACUUGUCAAUUGUACUGAAGAACUACAGUACUUGUACUUUACAUCUUAGUGCUUGUGGAAAUGGGCACUCCAUUUUUGGGAACAUCAUGAUCUGUAUAAAUGAUAUAUUGCUUUCACAUCCUAUCUGUACUGUGUGCAUUUCUAUAUGGUCUAUGUUGGACAAUGUGUACAGAUAAUAGGGCCUACCCACCAGACCAUCACACUCAUAUUUUCAACCUGGACUCAGGGGUAGACGUUAUAUAGUAAACAUAAUCCUUGGCACUCCAAUUAGGGUGUGAAUGUUAUUUGUAAUUAGAUAGAGAAAAUCCGACCUCUCUGAAAUGAAAAUGGAUGGCCAUCCUUUCAGCGAAGUUUAUUUUACCUAAACCCUCCCCGAACGCUUGAAAAAAAACAAGUGACCCUCCCCUAUACCCAAAAGAAUAAUGAAAACAUAAAGUGGAUAGCAAAGAGCAUCCUUACCCCACUUCUUGGACAGACCAGAGCCUUAGAUAUGCCAUUUUAAUACCACACAAAUUACUGAAAUUACAGGCUAAGAAUGGACAGAGAGAUAGGCCUGUGUUCAUCUUAUCAUAUUCCUCCAAUGCCAAACCAGUAUGUCUUAUUUGCAACGAAACUCUCCCUGUUUGCAAAUAAUGAAAUCAGAAAUGUCAUAAGGAAUCUGAGCAUGGUAGUUUCAAAAGUUAGGCCUACCUUUCCACCCCAGACAGUAGGCCUACCGACACAGAAAAAUGGAAGCCUUAACUGCUGGCGACUCUUCUUCCUUGGCUUAACCCAACAGAGGUAACAAGUGUUUUCUUAAAGCUGUCUGGGUUUAAACAUCUUCUAUUGUACAGAAUGUAAAUAGCUUAAUCAAUUGAUAGUGACAGAAUUAGAUUACUUCCCAAGCAACCAUGUUUUGUCUCCUCGGCUAUAGAAGAUUGUAGCUCAGCCUCUGAAUGUCAAAGAAAUGAAACAAUGAUAUCCACCAUAUGCAUUGGAUUCAUGUCUUUCCGGUGUAUUUUACAGCUUGUUUCUAGCAUAAAGCAUUGCGGACCAAAGCGCUGUUAUUGAUCACUUCAUAACAUUUUUUGCAAAAUCUUAAGCUAACAAUGUGCCUGUGCUUUUUGCAUUUUCUUUAAUAAAAGGUGGCAUACCCUCUCAUACCCCGUCAA